ACAUGCCCCAUCAGUCAAGAACAUUUUUGUCUCCGCCGGGGAUGGUCAGCGGGGAGGAAAUCCCCGAACACUCCGUUCUCUCCUGAAUCUGAAGAAUACGGCCCCAGGAAGUAGUCCAUGGCAAAUAAGUGUCCAGAAUGGUAAAUAUUGCACCAAAAUAAAGGCAAAUCGGCAACAUUGGCGCGAACUGCCUACCAUGACUACAGACCGCAGAAUUAGCGCUUAUCGUCGCCCGUUGUCAUCAGUAGCGUCACGUUCGUGCAAUAGUUAAAACAUGGCGUCGGCAGGCACGCAGCAACCAGCGAUCGGAUCGUCGCAACCGACAGACCAAAAAGGCAUUCCGAAAUCGAAACGGAAACUUCAAAAACAUCUGCGCAGUGCCGGAUUGGCGUACGUGUCGAGAACUGGCAAGCUGAUACCCGCCAAAAAAGUGUCAGACGAACUGUGUCAAUGUCCACACAAAUGUGAUGAGUUGGUCUCAAGUGAAGCCAGACAACGACUAUUCCAGCACUUCUACGGACUGGGUGAGGCCGAUUUGCAGAACAAUUUUUUGAGGCAAAACAUGGACUUGCGGGCUAGACUAAAUAUUCCUGAAACUACCGGCAGUGGGCGUCCUCCCAGGAGGAUCACCUGUAAAUACUUGGUACCCUUACUGGAUGAAAGCUUAGCUGAAGACGAUUUCCUCUAUUUUGAGUCAAAAGUACAAGCCACUAUCUACUCUAUUAGCGACUAUAUGAAUAUUUUACAAAAUCGAGCAGUGGAAGUGUGUCAAAAAGCCUUUGUUAGUGCCUUUGUGAUAACCACAAAACGAGUGAGAUUGCAACGAGAAAAACUCAUUGCCAGCUUAGGAUUGAACAGUUACCGAAGUCACAAUAGAAGCAAAAAAGAAAAGGACGACAAAUCCCAGCUAUUCACUACCCUUGAAACGAAUAACAACAACAACAGUCUGGUGCUGAACAACAACACCAUUACCCUAAAUUCCAUUAAAUCCAAGUUCAACUUGCCUUCAAAUCUGAGUCUUAGUACCUGCCAAGUUAGUGGCUCCAAUUCCACCCAGGACCAGCCAGAGUCGAUUUCCGCCAAAAGACUAGCCUGCAUUCUGGGCAAAAAGUCACAAGAAGAGCUGCGGGAGUUGAACAUAACUUUAGAGCGAAGCACUUCGUCAAGUGAUUCCGAAGACGACGAAACAGCAGUAAAGCCGUCGCCGCCCAAAAAAUUCAAGAAGCAAAGGAAUUCAAACUUGUUAAAACUAGACAAUCCUCUCCUGCCCUUUGGCUUGGUGAUACCAGACGGAGUUACCAUUGCCCCAGUCAUGGGUCCAGAUCACGACAGGGAUAUUGCCAUAGUCAACAACUUCUUCCACAACCAACUUUGGAAACCGGAGUAUAUCGGGGCCUACUCUUGAUAAUAACAAGGUACCAUAUAGAGUAGGAUGCAUAUUAACAACAUAAAACAACAUCGUACUGGAAAAGAUGCAACAACACUCCUUCUCAAUGGCUGUAUGUUUGGAUAAACCACUAGGUGAUCAUCGGUCCAAUUAUCUCAGGACUAAGUUUCUUAUUUAGUCAGUCGUAGACAGGGCUGGGUUAGUUUAAGGCUUUUAAAUGGGCUUAGAGCAAACAGGGUAAUAUUGAUGGUGUACCACAACCAACAUGCUCCCUCACACUUAAGAACGAAGAUUUAAUUAGAAAGUUACCGUAAGUUAGACAAUUGCACUUUUACUACUUAAAAAACGAUAUUUUUGUAAAUAGUAUACAAAAGUUUUGCUAGGAAAUUUGUAUGAGAUCCGACAUCAUUCAGCUUACUUUCUUACACAAGUAAAAAGGUUGGAUGCUGAUGAAUGAGUCUGAAACAUGUUACAGUCAAUGCCUUAAAUAUGUCAGUAUAUAACCAAAGAACUUACAGUACCAACACAUUUGCAGAGCGAUUUUUAAUUACCUGUUAACAGUUGAAUUAACAUUGCUUGGCUUACAAAAUUGAGCCUCUUUAACUGAUCAGAGUAACUUAUUUUUUUAACCUGCGCCGCUGCGACAAAUACCAAAUACACUUUCAAAACUACUACAUACACGCAAAACGGUUAUACCAUAAUAAACCCAAAAAUUGUGAUAGAAAAUGAUGUAGGGGGAUCGUUAAUUUUUUCAUUUUUAUACACUGUGUCCAACGGAAGCAGGGUCAGGAUGGGAACAGCAGAAACCGGAGAUGAAACAAAGUCGGUUGAAUGGAAAACAACAAAUGAGCAACAAACAAAAUGGGGCUUUAAAACUUUUCAAACGAAUUUCUAAUUCUGACUUGUUCAAAAGAACUCCUUUCGUAUUUGACAUCAUUAACAUUUUCACCUUCAAUUAAUAACACAGAAUUUAGCAAUAAAACAAAUGCAAAAAAUUGUUUUAAAUGUUGUUCAUUUCUGCAUAUUAAACUAAAAAUUUAACAAAACAUACAUAAACAAUAUACACUUUUAUUAAAACGAAACGUUUAGGCAAAAGAUGACAAUCUGAUCUUGAUAGUGCUAUGAGAAAGUAUGGUCGGUUUCGCUCUGGACUACAAUAACCACAAAAACUAAUAUAAUCGAAGUUAAAAAAAAGGGUAAUAUUACUAGUCUCUUAAAGCUUGGACACAGUGUAUAUGUUCACUAUUAGUAGGUAUAUAUUAUAUAAAUGUUGAUGUUUGACGGCUGUUUGUGUACAUAUUACAAACGUUUUACUAAACCUGUUAAUGCAAAUCUACUUAUUUUAUGCCGAAUGGCACGUAGUCAUUAUCUAGUUUUUCAAAAAGUUAUAUAUUUUCUGUUAUGUAUAGCUUGAAUAGAAAGAUGUAAAUAUAUUUAUUGUGUUAAUGGAACUAAUCUAAACGCCUUAAAAAGUGUACUUAUUAAAAAUAUGCAAUGAGAUUUUCAAUUUUCUGGGGCUGUUUUAGCAUAUUAGGUGAUCAACGAGUGCCUAUUACAACAACCAUACCCAUCAAUGUAGAAACAAUGUGUUUAUCAUUAUUAAUUCACAUAGUAGUACGAACAAGCCUUUGAGAAUUCUGGAUCGAAAUGUAUAUAUAACUAGUAACUGUGAUUGUGAUAUAAAAUAAUAUCAGACAAACGUUUCCGUAUAGGGUCAUCUAACAGGGAUUUUCUUAAUUACGGUAUUAAAAAAUACAAUGUAUGGGUAAAUUAAGUAUAUAUUUUUAAAGAACUUAUAUUGAGAGUUUGUAAUUAGAGGUGGUUUGAAUAGGACGUUUCCAAAUUAGUCUACUUUCAGCUGAACGGGUUUCAGUCAUCUACUUAAAAUAACUUUAGUUGAAUAUUAUAGGUUUUUAGAAGCAUCUUAUUUGUUGUAAAAUUGUGUUAGUUAGCAAUUAGUCACCCAAACCCUUCUAUCAGUCAGACGUUUUUAGCGAGUACUUAUACCAGACAUAGUGGCUUUAUUACAAUAUACUGUUCUAUUAUUAUUAUUAAUUAUUAUUAUUACGAUUAUUAGUCAAAUAAAUUAAUUUUGUUGUUUAUAUUUUUGAGAUAUAGUUUAUAAAAGCAUUGCUUAGUUUUAUCAGGACGCAGUUUUACAUAUUGUAUUCUUACUGUUUGUUUUCAAAUAAAAAAUUCAAACCA
This is a messenger RNA of Dendroctonus ponderosae (mountain pine beetle), 3592 nucleotides long. RefSeq lists its product as uncharacterized. The record is from RefSeq and is a predicted model, not a curated record. The coding region runs from base 275 to 1405 and encodes 376 amino acids. NCBI's taxonomy places the organism in Eukaryota, Metazoa, Arthropoda, Insecta, Coleoptera, Curculionidae. The transcript has 7 exons.